Ostrea edulis (European flat oyster) is the source of this 2089-nucleotide messenger RNA. Its product is annotated as pyrin-like. The transcript is spliced from 2 exons. The record is from RefSeq and is a predicted model, not a curated record. Bases 157 to 1818 code for a protein of 553 amino acids. Gene Ontology annotation, molecular function: ubiquitin protein ligase activity; protein binding; zinc ion binding. NCBI's taxonomy places the organism in Eukaryota, Metazoa, Mollusca, Bivalvia, Ostreida, Ostreidae. Gene Ontology annotation, biological process: protein polyubiquitination; proteasome-mediated ubiquitin-dependent protein catabolic process.
CUGCACCCGACAGGUACAUAACAUAGGUAAUGUGAUCCAAGUACACAGAGACAUAACUGUGCUGGAGUUUAGCUGGGAAAGGCGACCUCCAUUAUUGUCAGAACUAAGCACCAAGAGUUUAGAUGAUGGACCCCCCAUACCAGUGCCCAGGAUGUGAUGCGAUGUGACCUGUGCGAGACCGCCAUGGUACAGAUGUACUGUGAUACGUGCCUCAUCAACCUGUGUAAGGCCUGCGUGGGAGAACACACAUUUUCUGAUGAAUCCAAGAAGCAUGAAAUUCUAAGGUUUCAAAAAUCCACCCCCUUCUACCCUGGCUGUACCUCUCAUGACAAAAAACGUUGUGAAAUGUUCUGUAAUCAGUGUCAUAUUCCAGUCUGUGUUACUUGUGUUGCAUCAAAUCAACACUUAGGUCACGAAUUAUCAAAAAUCUUAGAGGUGCUGGAUAAAAAGAAAGAAAAGAUCAUGAAAGAAAAAAACAAACUGAAUGAAACAAUUUUUCCAGUUUACCAGAGUAUUGCAUCUGAAGUACAAAACAGAAUCAGUCAGUUAGAAAAGGAAUACGGAGAUCUCUCAACAGCCAUAACAAAACAUGGAGAGCACUGGCACAGAGAAAUUGACAAACUUGUCCAGAAACUGAAAGCUGACGUGGAGGAGAUGAAAACCACACAGUUACACACUCUACAGAAACAUCUGGAUGAAGUUAACAUGAAAAUCUCUGACAUUAAUGAUGAAAUUGAAUCAGCUGAUGGUGCUUUGGACUCUUAUGACAUUUCUACAGUACUGAGUGUCACGCCUAAUGUAGAUCAAUAUAAAGAUCUUCCACAAAAAAUAGAGCCACCUUCACCUAAAUUCAGCCUAGGAGGAAUUCAAGAUGAAGAACUCGGUAAACUGUUUGGAUCUUUAUCAUCAAUUUCUGUCCAAUCAGAAGAACAUGGUUACAAUAUAAAGACAACACAGAAAUCCCCAGAAGCUUCUCCUGUCAUCAAACAGCUGCUUGAUCAACCACAGACUGUCACCACCAUACACACUGAGCAUAGAAAACUUCACAAUGUGACCUGUCUGAAUGAUGAAGAAAUCUGGACAUGUGGAGAUGGCAGCACCAUGAAACUCUUUAGUAUCAAUCGGGGAUCACUACUCAAAUCAAUGAGAACCAAGACAGGGAACAGUCCACAGGACAUCGCAAUGACGAACAGUGGGAACCUGGUUUAUACUGAUCACUGGGAUAGUACUGUGAACAUCGUGAAGAAUGAAGAGAUACAGACCAUGAUCAGACUACAGAACUGGAAACCUCUCUAUGUCUGCAGUACCUCCACUGGUGACCUCCUGGUUACCAUGAACAGUAAUGAUUACAAACAAUCCAAAAUUGUCCGUUACUCUGACUCCACAGAGACACAAACCAUUCAGUUUGAUGAUCAGGGACGUCCUCUCUUUUCAUCUACCGAUAAUCCUUAUAAUUUUUGCCCUAAAUACAUCAGUGAGAACAGAAACCUGGAUAUCUGUGUGGCUGACAGUGGAGCUAGAGCAGUAAUGGUGGUCAAUCAGGCCGAGAAACUGAGAUUUAGGUACACUGGACAUACUCCUACUCCAAAGAACAAUCUAUUCAGACCACGAGGAAUCACCACAGACAAUCAGAGUCACAUCCUUACAACCGAUGAUAAAAAUCACUGUGUCCACAUCAUAGACCAGGAUGGUCAGUUCCUCUGUUACAUAGACUGUAGAGUGAAUGAACCCGAGGGACUGUGUACAGAUUCAAAGGACAAUCUGUUUGUUGCUCAAUAUAGAAACAAACAAGUGAAGAAAAUCAAAUAUCUGCAGUGAAAUCCAACAUCAGUGGUGAAGAUAGCAAAAGAUCAUAAAUCAUUCAAUCUUCUAUCCUAGACGGACUUCCUGGGGUUGUGCAUCAUCGCGUCUAUCCAGACUUUGCCCUGGUGGACUGACUUAAGAUGUCAAUGUGGGCCACAGAAACCCUGCCAUAGCUGUAUGACUAGGAACUUAUUUAAGAUUUAGUACAUUCACAACUAUAUUGUAAUAUUCAACAUGUGCAAGAAAAUUAAAGCAUGACUCAAUAAAUAGAGAAACUAAUUUAUAA